AUGGAAUUAUCUCAAAGAAGAAUAUGUGAAGAUGAUCGUAUUAAAGGCAUGAAGGUGUUGAAUCUCAUUAGAGACUUUGAAUUGCAAAAGAUGAAGGAAUCUGAAACUAUCAAGGAGUACUUUGAGAGGCUUCUGAAAAUAGUAAGAUUGCUUGGUUCUGAAUUUAAGGACUCUCGUAUUGUUGAAGCUACCAUAACCACCUUAGAAAACACUAAGGAUUUUUCCAAGAUCACUUUGGCAGAGUUGUUGAAUUCCUUACAAGCACAACAACAACGAAGGGCUAUGAGAGAAGAAGGUUUUGUUGAGGAAGCCUUGCCUGCUAAACAUGAAGACAGUUGGAAAAAAAAAAAAAAAAGGAACCAACAACCAAAUAGAGAAGGUGUUGUCAGAAAUGAAAGCAAAGUAUGA
Vigna radiata var. radiata (mung bean) is the source of this 408-nucleotide messenger RNA. RefSeq lists its product as uncharacterized. The record is from RefSeq and is a predicted model, not a curated record. Bases 1 to 408 code for a protein of 135 amino acids. The transcript has a single exon. NCBI's taxonomy places the organism in Eukaryota, Viridiplantae, Streptophyta, Magnoliopsida, Fabales, Fabaceae.